GAAAAGUCACACCUUUCUCACUCCAACCACAAAACUACUAAUACUAGUUACCCAGAUCUUUCGUUGCUGCACUCUUCCAUUUCAUCUCUCCACACUACUGCUGUGAAGGUCACUACAAAUAAAUAGAUCAUCAUGCAGGAUACCAGCAACAAUAAUGGCAAGUCGAAAGACGGCAAGAAUGCUUCCUCUUCAUCAUGGUCCUCGUGGGCCCAUCCCCAGUACAUUCUAUUGGCCGUUGUCUUUCUGCAGAGCUGUUUCAUUGUGUUUCUGAGUUUUGAAGGUCCAUCGCAUCAGGAUUCCUCGGCCAGAGUAUCUGUGCAUCGAAGCGACAAGCAAUUGAUGAAGUCCAAACGAGUCUGGAAGAAUUCCAAAAAGAAAUCCACCGUCAAAAAGCUGCAGAUCCCCAAAGCUACCAUUCCUCCUCAGUACAAGGACUCGAUUCAAUCCAAAGAGUGGAGUGUCAAUUCCAAAGCGUUUCCAGGAGCACUUCAUUUCCAUUUUGAUCGAGAACGAUUGGAACCCUCCUUUCGAAAGCGUCUGGCUAUUACAUCCCAAGCACUCCAGCAACAAGCCGACCAAGAUGCCAAAGAUGCUGCACAACUCAUGGUCCGAAAAGACCAAGAACUCCAACCCUGUCAUUAUUAUACGAACGACAGUAACAAGAGACUUGUCAAGGAAGAAUGUUUCAAUAUUGGCAAAAAGAGCAAGGGCAUUAUCGUCUACAAUUCACAACCGUUCCCACGGCAUUGGUGUGGCAAAACCAUCCAACCCCACGCCGUCGCACACAUGAAAAAACUAUGCGAGCAUGCAUUCACCGAACCACCACGACUCUUGCUCGAAGCCUCCGAUAAAAUGAUCAGCACCAUACGGCGGGACUUGAUGAAAUUGCCACCCAUUGUCAUGCAACGCAAAGACUCGUAUGGCUCGCUGGAAACGGUCAAAGACUGCAACGUUCCCUGCAAAGUCAGCAUGGACACGUGCGCCAUUGCCGAUAAUGACAAUGCCAAGGGCGAAGUCUGUCUCCCCGAUAUUUCCGAUUGGACCGUCGAAGGAACCGAUUUCCACUUUCGCUAUUCCUGGUUGGAUCCCCGCCUCAAUCCCCAAGAAGUCGCCAUUUCACGAAAGGCGUAUCGGGAAAACUACUUUUACGUCACACGAUCCUUUCAAUCGGAAAUCCCCCUUUCGGCAUUUGAUUGGGAUCGAUACGGGGAAAUGAAGAAUGCUCCGAGGACUGAUUUUCACAAAUCCGGGAAACGAGGCAUGGCCUUUUUUCAUCUCGAACCGUGUACCGGAGAAAUCAAACCGGCAGCGUGGGCGGGAAAAGUACAGGAAGCCUUCAAGGGAACCAUUGAUUACUACGGACCCUGCGAGUUUGGGAAUGCCAAUUUGAAACCGACGCGAACCAAGUUGGACAUGAACCGAUAUCAAGAUCGACAAACCAUCAUGAGUCAGUACAUGUUCACCUUUGUCAUUGGGCAUUCGCAGAAUCCCGACAUGAUUUCCGAAUUGGUAUGGGAUGCCCUCACGGCGGGAUCCAUCCCCGUCUAUUUUGGGGCACCCAACAUUCGAGAGCAUGUUCCCAAAAAUAGUGUGAUUGUGGGGGGAGAGUACUCGUCCCAAAAGGAACUGGCGGCACAUCUGGACAAAGUACGACAUUCCAGAGCAUUGUGGGACAAACUGCAUGCAUGGAGAGAUCAAGAGGGAACUCCUCUCGAGGACAAGUAUGGAUUUUUAAAGGAAAAGUCGUCCUCGUCCUACUGUCGCAUGUGCCGCUUUGCAUUGGCCACCAAGUACUCGUUGGGAUGGAAUCCUCGGACGCAAACCAUUGAGAAGCCAGCCGUGGAUCGAAAAUUUUGCAUCUCACCCAAGGAUGAACUCAAACUGCCCGUGGAAGAGAUAUGGAUGAGUGACAUGGGAGCGGAAGCACCGCGAGGUAGAAAAUUUUGUGACAAGAGUUCCUUUGUCGAACAAACGAUCUCCUUUGAUGACGUGGCCAUUACUCGCAAAGUGCUCAGUCAUGACAAUGGUAUUGUGGAUAUCGCAAUCACUAGCAUAGAGUCCUUGCGCAAAAAGCUCAAGCUUGUGUUGCGACUCUACAUUAAGGAUAUUGACAAUGUGGAGGGGGCACAUGUACAACACCCGCAUCAGCUCUUGAUGAACAACGACAAUCCAUCAAAGCAUAUCCCGCUCGUGAGUUCGAUUGCCAUUCAAGAUGGCAAGACGAGAGCAACAAUCCUCACCAAUUGGGUCGCCGAGUUGAAAACCCCAAAGUUGGGUGGCCUGGUCGAUAUUCUGAUUAAGGAUCUGACCUCGGCGGACGGCCCGGAAGUCAUUCCCAAAGUAGAGUCGGAAGACAAAGAGACCGCGAAGGUUCCUCGUCUCAUGAAAGACGAAGUCCUUCGAAUCAGGGUGAUUUUGGAAGAUGUCAAUGUGCUUCGCGAUGCCGCCACCGAGUACAACAUGUCUCCUUAUGCACGCCUUAUGAUUACAGAUUUUCUGGAUCCGUUGAUGUUCUUUUCCAUCAAGUAAAGAAGAAGCAAAUGAAUCAAGCCGACCAAAUGAAACGGGUGCUUGUGUAAACCCGACAGUAGAGGAGUACAAUCGCGUUCCCCGCCCCCCCAGUAAUCUCGUUUCUUGCCUCCCUGAAGGCAGCAGCCUAGUGGCGCCUAAAGCCGGUGCUCCUCCUCCCGAAAGCUCCGAACAAUCUCUAUGGGAGUCGACGAAUUCUCGCAAAUAACCAUCCUAAGAGCCGGGUCCGGAUAGUAUGGAAGUGUGCUAAAAUUACAGGGUUUCUUAUCUAGUUCUUGUAGACUCGACUCGAUUCAUCAUCGAGCUUCAUCAUCAUUAUGGUCGUCACCCGUCUCCUGAGC
Seminavis robusta is the source of this 2870-nucleotide messenger RNA. NCBI's taxonomy places the organism in Eukaryota, Bacillariophyta, Bacillariophyceae, Naviculales, Naviculaceae. The record is from the annotation of a GenBank genome assembly.